AUGGCAGCGAUUCUAAAACAAAAAGAUUUAUUUGUGACGCUUAAAAAAGAGACGAUUUUGAACAUAGGGAUUUUAAAUAAGCUACAGCCGAUGACUUCAGAGAUUCAUCUAUUAAUAUUUAAAGAAAAUGGACUUGAGAAACCAACUCAAACUUUGUUCAAUCACCUUUCUUAUUAUUUGGUCAAUAUCAUCGACCCUCAAGCCUGUGCAUCAUUGCCUUGGCCUUUGUAUGACACUAAGAAUGAAAGAGCAUAUAGAAAUGAGUUAUCUAAUUUUGUAAGUGAUUAUAGCAGCAAGGGACUAAUCGCGCCAGUUAUGUCAUCAUAUUUUGUUAAUCCAGGUUGCUACAAAGUAACUAUCCUUAUUUUUCAAUUAUCCCAGCUGGCCGUGCAAUGUGUGCUUAUUCCUAAAAUGAGUGAGGACCCUAAGAAAAAAUUAUACAGUGAGGUCACAGAUAAAUAUAAAGCUCUGAAAGAUGAAGAUUUUAUUGAAUAUAUUGAGAAUGAAACUCAUGUUAUGUUAUUAAAGUUUUCCAACUAUUUAAAGAAACGACAGACCCUGGAAAAAAUUGCAGAAUUAUUCAGAAACAGAAUAUCAGAAAUGGAGGCUAAAUUAGGGGCAACAAAUUCGCAAAAAUAUAUAAAUGGUUUAGUUGAUGCAUACAUUAACAAAUACAAUCCUAAUGAAAUAGUUAAAAUGGAGUUAUUGAAAAUUAAAAAUGUUAAAGAAUCUUGUGAGAUAUUUGAUAUGUGGUUAAAUGAAACUGAUAGAUUAAUGGACACAUUGGAAUCUAACUGGGAUGAAUUACAUACUCCAUUGUUAAAUGCAGCUACUGCAGCACUAGAGAAUAGUAAAGCUUUAAUAGGCAGACAUACGGGAGAAAUUGACAGAAGUUUGUUUACAAUUGAGUAUAGCCCUCAAACUGAUGCAAUUUGUACAAAAGAACUUCAGCAUCUGGUUAACAGCGAACAGAAGUACAUCUUGAAAAACAUAGAAAAGAAUGGUUAUCUGAAUUUCCCUAAUUUAGUCCGCAGCUUUGUCAUAGCUGUUUGUUUCAUUUUAAGGAACAAUGAGAUUGGAGAUGAAAUUUAUAAAUUCAAUCAAUAUUUAGACAGAGGACUCCAGAAUUAUUCCGAACUUAAAUCUGCCAUGAAAAUAGUGAAUGAGAGAGUUUUAAAUGCCGAGUCUAAACUUCAGGUUGCCCAAGUUAGUGGAAGCCAUUCACCAUCUCAGGAAAUUAUUGAAAUCCCACCUUUACCUGACUUAUCAAACUUAAAGGCACACAGAGAUGGACAGUUUCUAUUUGAUUCAUUCACACCAUUGAGUCUAACAAAACAUCAAUUUAAUUUGAGAAGGAAACUCAAUCCAAAUUUCUUGAAACCACAAAGAAGGUCUUUACUGAUGAACCACUUUACUGCUCCCAGAGAUGAUUUCCUCAAAACGCUUAUAUCCUGUAGAGUGAGCACAUAUGAUAGAUCCAAUAAUACUCAAAACAUACACAAUAUGUCUGUAAUCUCGCAGGCCCAGAAAGCUAAUGAAACUAUAGCUGAAUGUUCAUCUGGCUUUACAAAACAGCAAAUUUUAAGGUUACUUUCAACUAAAAGAUCAAGCAGCUCCAAAAAGUUCAAAUAUAAGACUGAAAGGCCGGAGAUUAAGGUGAAAAAAGGUGGUUUGUUCAAUGAGUCCAUUACUUCUAAUGAGAGCAGUGGUCUGUUUCGGAGUUACUCAUCUCCAAACUUAAUUGAGAAUAGAGAGACAAAGCCUAUAACUACAGGAAGAGCAAGAAAGUUGUCUAUAAUGCAAGAAGACAGUCCAAAUUCAAUUUUUGAAGUCUCUGGUAUAGCUGCAUUAGAUAAAAAUAGUAAUUUUAGCACACCUCAGGGUGGCGGUGGCGUGGAAAACACAAAAUUUGAUUCGUCAAGCCAGCCUAUAAUAUCUAUGGUAAAAGAUUCUGAAAAGGGAGUGAAUAAUAUUUUAGAUAACAUUCAAGUUGAUUUAAAUAAGGAAAUUGGGGAUGGUAGUAUAAAUUCUGAAAUAUCGUCAUAUAAUGAUGAAAAAUGUCUGGAACUUCAAAUACCUGAAAUAAAAGUUGAAACACCCCAAACAAAUGCACAGCUCAUUAGAAAAACAAGUUCUUUAGAGAAAAUUAUAAAUCGUUUUAAGAAAGUCCGUGCAAAUGUUUUACAAUCUGUGUCAUUUGAAUCACCAAAAAAUAUUAAAACAAUUGUGGAAGAGAAAGAAAACAAUUUUAAUACUGUCAAUGUGGAUGUGUUUUCUGAAAAUAGAACUUUAUUACCUGAUCUUAUAAGUCUAAGUUUUAAUACAUUGCCAAAAACAACUGUUACUUUUGUAGACAGUAUCUGCCUGGAUAUUGAUGACAAACAACAACCUAGGAGACCUAGAGAAAGCCUUGGUACUGCUUUAGGAGUGGACCAUACAUUCUUAGAUCAAUUUGAUUUAAUUGACUGA
Molecule: messenger RNA, 2469 nt
Organism: Parnassius apollo (apollo)
Lineage: Eukaryota; Metazoa; Arthropoda; Insecta; Lepidoptera; Papilionidae
Source: the annotation of a GenBank genome assembly